Telopea speciosissima is the source of this 782-nucleotide messenger RNA. RefSeq names its product centromere/kinetochore protein zw10 homolog. Lineage: Eukaryota; Viridiplantae; Streptophyta; Magnoliopsida; Proteales; Proteaceae. The transcript is spliced from 6 exons. The coding region runs from base 57 to 767 and encodes 236 amino acids. The record is from RefSeq and is a predicted model, not a curated record. Gene Ontology annotation, biological process: mitotic spindle assembly checkpoint signaling; endoplasmic reticulum to Golgi vesicle-mediated transport. Gene Ontology annotation, cellular component: RZZ complex.
UUUAUAUGUUGAGAGUUAUCUGAAUGAUGGUUGUAAGAUUCAUUUUUUUCUGAUUUAUGAAGCUAGAGAAGCAGUUUGAUAGCAUAAACCAAGUUCCGAUACUCUUGCACAAUGACUGUCUUUAUCUGUCUCAUGAGAUUCUUGGCCUUGCAUUUGAGUAUCGUUCAGACUUCCCAAGUUCUCUAAAGGAACAUGCAGUUUUUGUUGACAUGGCACCAAGAUUUCAACAGAUGGCUGAAGAUGUACUUAAGAAACAAAUUCAACUAGUUAGCUUUAACUUGAAAGAGGCUAUAGAUUGUGCAAAUGGGUUUCAGAAUACACAUCAAAUGCAACAAUAUGAGUGUGCAAAGUUUUCUAUAGAUCAGGUUGUCUUCACCCUUGAGAAAGUGCAUAUUAUUUGGGAGCCUCUUUUGCCGCCUCAAACAUACAAGAGAAGCAUGUGCAUAGUGCUUGAAUCUGUUUUUUCUAGAAUAACGGAUAACAUACUCCUUUUAGAUGAUUUGGCAGCAGAGGAGACAUUACAGCUUCAAAGGCUGAUCUUUUUGACACUCGAGAGCUUAUCUUCCUUGUUUGAGUCCCUAAUGCCCAUCAACAGAAAAGGGAAGCUACAAGAGGGUGCCCGAGCUGUUCAACUAGAUGAGCUGAUUCCAUCUUUACGGAAACUCCGUAAAUUGGCAGAUUUAUUAGACAUGCCCUUAAAAUCCAUUAUAACAACUUGGGAGAGUGGAGAACUGGCUAAUUGCAGCUUCACAGCUUCUGAGGUAUGAUUCAACAUGGCACAU